CCAACGGUGACAGCAAAAUUUUUGACUGGUUGUUCGAAGAGGGGGGGAGUUUGCACAAAUCCAAUUAAGCGAGCGUUAUUAUACCAAACAUUCUAAUCCUUCGAUGGUCUCUUCUAGUAAUUCUUACGCCUUGCUCUUCACAUCUCCCAACCAAAAUCUCUAGAUUGGGGCAGCAACGAAUAUGAUUCAACCCUAAUUUACAAGUCUCUUGAGAUUUUAUACAGUUUCAACUCCCACAAGCGAAUAGAAGAAACCCAAAACUCAAAAUGGCCAACGCUCGACGAUCUUCAUCCUUCAAUCCCGCGACGGAGCAAGACAAUGCUAUGUUUCUUGAUAUUCUACAUGAAGCUCCUCUCUUCGGUCAUCGUCAAUCUAGAAGUCUUGUUGGAAGCUGCAUUUAUCUGAUUAUACUGGCAGGUUAUGCUAUUUUAGCAGUUGGAGCACCGUGGAUACUUCAUUCUGUAGACUCUCUUAUCCCAUCUAUACUUUGUAGCUGCAAUGUUGCUCUAUUGAUGUUAACAGGUAUGUUUCAGCAAUACUUUGUCAAUCAGGUCCAGAAAAUACGCUUGCAGGGUUAUUACAGUUUCAGUCAGAAAUUGAAACAUGUAGUUCGUCUGCCAUUUGCCAUCAUGGCAUACGGGACUGCAUCUAUGCUGCUUUUCAUGGUGUGGAGACCAUAUGUUAGUGUUCUUCCCAUUUUUACUGUACAGAGGUUCAUCAUGUCUGUUGAAGCAAUAUCUGCCGCUUCUUUUGUGAUUGUAUUUGUUGGUUAUGUUCGCCAGUAUAACUCAGUGAACUCUCAGCCCGAUGUCUUAAAUUCACUGUAUUCUCCCCUUCAACCAGCUGCUUUGGAGGGAUUGAGAUACCAUGAAGCGGGUCGCCUUUCUGAUCAGCAAAUGGCUCUACUGCAAUAUCAGCGUGAGAAUCUCCAUUAUCUCAGUGAAGAGAUUCUGCGGUUGCAGGAGUCUUUAAGCAAAUAUGAAACCAAUGGUAGUAGCAGCACUCCUCAGGUUGAUCUGGCGCAUCUUGUGGCUACUCGUGAUCAGGAACUACGAACACUUUCUGCUGAGGUGGAUCAACUCCAUUCCGAGCUUACUCUUGCUCGAUCUCUGAUCUCUGAGAGAGAUAGAGAGAUACAACACGUUCGGAAUACCAAUAAUCAGUAUGUUGCAGAAAAUGAAAGGUUAAGAGCUAUUCUUGGAGAAUGGAGUAUGCGAGCUGCAAAGCUCGAACGAGCUCUGGAGGUGGAGAGGAUAUCAAAUCUUGAACUGCGGAAGAAAGUUUCGGCUCUAAGAGACCAGAGGCAGGUGGCAUAAAAGCAUAUACAUCAUCUAACUAUUUAUAACUCACAUGGCUUGUAGACAAAUAUUUUGACACUAUUUUGUAAAUGUUUGUUGCAUUUUUUCUUGAAAUGUUUGAUUAGAAUGAAACUCUUUUUUUAUGCAUAACUAGGUAUUAGCCCACGCUAGGCCUGGGUUGUUUCAUCA
Molecule: messenger RNA, 1487 nt
Organism: Camelina sativa (false flax)
Lineage: Eukaryota; Viridiplantae; Streptophyta; Magnoliopsida; Brassicales; Brassicaceae
Source: RefSeq, a predicted model, not a curated record